AGAGUUUUCUGGGAGGCAGGGUCAGCCAGGCCAUCAGAGGGGACAGAUGGACUCGUCCUGGCUAGGGGGCAGGGACAGGACCGUGUAUGUAUACAUCAACACAGACAUGAACGCACGCCUUCCCCACCACCGGCCUGCCUCCACCCCCCAGAGCCCUUAUAGCCACAUCCUCCAAGAAAAAACCCAGACUCCUGUGAAGGCAGAGAGCAGAUGAGGAUGUGUGCAGAGGCUUGGCGGCCUGCAGCCCUUCUACUGCUGGGUCUGGUGCUUGGAGCCUUGGCAAAGCUCAACUGUGUUGGAAAUACCUACCCGCAUGGUGGCCGGUGCUGUCCUGACUGCAAGCCAGGCAGUGGCAUGGUGAGCCGAUGCGACGUCACCAGAGACACUGUGUGCCGCCCCUGUGAGCCCGGCUUCUACAAUGAUGUGGCCAACUAUGAACCCUGCAAGCAGUGUACAAAGUGCAACCACGGUGAGCUCCAUUUACCUCAACCCUCGCUGUCUGCCCAGCGAGGGCAGCAGCACCACCGUGGGUGCCUGUGUUCCCAUGAGCCCAAAGCCAAACCACAGUGCAGGCAGCUCCCCUGGCAGUCCCAGGGAGCCAAGGCAUCUCCUGGGGCGCCUCCUCCUGGGGCUAGAGUCCAGUGGGACCUCAUGGAGUCAGUGUGGAGCGCAUGUUGGAAGUGGAAGUGAGCUCAAGCAGAAUUGCACACCCACACAGGACACGGUCUGCCAUUGUAAGCCUGGUACCCAGCCCCUCAAGGAUGGCUACAAGUAUGGAGUUGACUGUGUCCCCUGCCCUCCUGGUCACUUCUCUCCAGGCAACAACCAGGACUGCAAGCCCUGGACCAACUGCACCUCAGCUGGGAAGCGGACCCUGAGGCCAGCCAGCACCAGCUCAGACUCAGUAUGUGAGGAUAGGAGCCCCCUGGCCACCACAGCCUGGGAGACCCACGAACCCAACGCCAGGCCCACGGUGGUACAUCCCACUGAAGUCUGGCCUCAUACUUCUCGGGAGCCCUUGACACCUGCCUCAGAGGCCCCUGUGGGCCCCAUGUUGGCUGCUGUCCUGGGCCUAGGCCUGGGCCUGACGGCUCCUCUGGCUGCUUUACUGGCCCUGCAUCUGCUCCGAAGGGCCUGGAAGUGGCCUGCUGUCCUCAAACCCUCUGGGGGAAGCAGCUUUCGGACGCCCAUUCAGGAGGAGCAGGCAGACACACACUCCACGCUGGUCAAGGUCUGAGCAGAACUUUAGGAGCGGGGUU
Messenger RNA from Perognathus longimembris pacificus (Pacific pocket mouse), 1259 nucleotides. RefSeq names its product TNF receptor superfamily member 4 (gene Tnfrsf4). Lineage: Eukaryota; Metazoa; Chordata; Mammalia; Rodentia; Heteromyidae. Gene Ontology annotation, biological process: inflammatory response. The record is from RefSeq and is a predicted model, not a curated record. Bases 419 to 1237 code for a protein of 272 amino acids. Gene Ontology annotation, molecular function: tumor necrosis factor receptor activity; protein binding. The transcript has 7 exons.